Amyelois transitella is the source of this 1778-nucleotide messenger RNA. RefSeq names its product calreticulin (gene Crt). Bases 74 to 1270 code for a protein of 398 amino acids. Gene Ontology annotation, biological process: protein folding. Lineage: Eukaryota; Metazoa; Arthropoda; Insecta; Lepidoptera; Pyralidae. The transcript has 7 exons. Gene Ontology annotation, molecular function: calcium ion binding. Gene Ontology annotation, cellular component: endoplasmic reticulum; endoplasmic reticulum membrane. The record is from RefSeq and is a predicted model, not a curated record.
UAAUAGGGAAUUCGGCAAUUUUCAAGUUAUUCGUGGCCAGUUUACUCGCGAGGUUGGUUGUUGUGAAUCCAAAAUGAAAUCAUUAGUUUUAGCGUUUGUCAGUUUACUGACAAUUUAUUCAAUUAAUUGUGAAAUAUAUUUCGAGGAGAAGUUCCCCGAUGAUUCAUGGGAAUCCACUUGGGUAUACAGCGAGCACCCUGGCAAGGAGUUCGGCAAAUUCAAGUUGACUGCUGGAAAGUUCUAUAAUGACCCGGAGGAAGAUAAAGGUCUCAAGACUUCCGAAGAUGCCCGCUUCUACGCUCUGUCCAGGAAGUUCAAGCCGUUCAGCAACAAGGGCAAGCCGCUCAUUAUCCAGUUUACUGUGAAACACGAGCAGGAGAUUGACUGCGGAGGUGGCUACAUCAAGGUGUUUGACUGCAAGCUGGACCAGAAGGAUAUGCACGGAGAGUCCCCGUACGAGAUUAUGUUUGGACCUGACAUUUGUGGACCUGGCACCAAGAAAGUCCACGUGAUCUUCAGUUACAAGGGCAAGAACCACCUCAUCAAGAAGGACAUCCGAUGCAAGGACGACGUUUACACCCAUUUGUACACUUUGAUCGUGAAGCCGGACAACACUUACGAGGUGCUCAUCGACAAUGAGAAGGUGGAAUCUGGAGAGUUGGAGGCCGAUUGGGACUUCUUACCGCCUAAGAAGAUCAAGGACCCUGAAGCCAAGAAGCCGGAAGACUGGGACGACAAGCCCACCAUCCCCGACCCGGAGGACACGAAGCCCGAGGACUGGGACAAGCCCGAGCACAUCCCGGACCCGGACGCCACCAAGCCGGAGGACUGGGACGACGAGAUGGACGGGGAGUGGGAGCCGCCCAUGAUCGACAACCCUGACUACAAGGGCGUGUGGGCACCUAAACAGAUUGACAACCCAGCAUACAAGGGACCCUGGGUGCACCCCGAGAUCGAUAAUCCCGAGUACACAUCAGACGCCAACCUUUACAAACGCGACGAGCUGUGCGCAGUCGGUCUAGACCUUUGGCAGGUCAAGUCGGGAACCAUCUUUGACAAUUUCCUCUUCACGGACGAUGUUGAAGCCGCCAAAGAGAGGGGAGAGGCGCUCAAGAAGACUCUUGAGGGGGAGAAGAAGAUGAAGAACGCUCAAGAUGAGGCGGAGAGAGAGAAGGAGAAGGCGGAGAAGCCAGUGGAUGAUGAUGACGAUGAGGAUCUCGAUGAUGAGGCUGGUGACGCUAUUCCGGCGGACGAACACGACGAACUGUAAACUCCAUGACUGUGUGUGCAAAGACAAUACUGUACCAACGCGGUACCAAUGUGUGAGUGCGCGGGACGUAGCCAUCGGAUGAAUGUUUAGUUGUUUGUGCGUUGCGUUCAAUUCCAAUACUAUUUGUGUUUAAUUUGUUAAGACGCUCCGAUAUGCAAAAUGUCACAUAUUUACAUUGAGGUCUUUGACCAUGCCUAUUAUAUACUUUUAGCUACCACAUGGAGAAGAGACUUUUUGCGAAUUGGACAUGCGUCUAUAAGUUUAAUUUAUGAGGGUAUUCCAUGAAGGGCGCGAGGUGUGAACGCGUCCGGGUCGUACUGAUUCUGUGUGUAAAUACGAUAAUCGUGGUCGGAUGAAAGUUAUUUUUGCGGCACUGUGUGCCCUCGCGGGUCGAAUUGCACCGUCAGUGUUGCCAGCUAAUGCACGCUGACGGUGUAAAACGGAACGCGAAUUAUUUUCUCAUUUUUAUGUUGUGAAAUGAGUCUGAUUAAAAUUAAUAUAUAAUUUU